GGAGGAGGAGGAGGGAUGAGGCGCGCGGCGGAGGGGAAAUGGCUGCCGAAAACAAGCCGGAAGGACUGAAGAAGAUAAGAAAUCCAGAGCGAAUGGUCAGGAUUGCCGUCGGUUACACAGGACACACCCCUCCCAAGAGUGACGACACCGACGCCAACAAUGAGCCAGGCCAGUUGAAGAUCUACCUUCCAAAGAAGCUGCUAGAGUGUCUACCCAAAUGUUCCUCUCUGCCCAAGGAGCGCCAUCGCUGGAACACCAACGAGGAGAUUGCUGCAUAUCUCAUCACUUUUGAGAAACACGAUGAGUGGCUGACGACAUCGCCAAAAACCAGGCCUCAAAAUGGAUCUAUGAUCCUCUACAACCGUAAGAAGGUGAAGUACAGGAAAGAUGGCUACUGCUGGAAGAAAAGGAAAGACGGGAAGACCACCCGAGAGGAUCACAUGAAGCUCAAAGUCCAGGGAGUAGAGUGUCUGUAUGGCUGCUACGUCCACUCCUCCAUCAUCCCCACCUUCCAUCGUAGAUGCUAUUGGCUGCUGCAGAACCCAGACAUUGUGCUGGUGCACUACCUGAAUGUACCGGCAGUGGACGAUAGCGGGAAGCCAUGCGGUCCCGUCCUCUGCUCCAUCAACACAGACAGGAAGGAGUGGGCCAAGUGGAGCAAGGAGGAGCUCAUUGGACAACUAAAACCCAUGUGUGCUGGAAGCAGCCUGCAUCAGAAAUGUUCCAGUGUCAAGCAGCGCAUCAUCUCAUCCAAGCAGGAGUCAGGGGCAGCAGCAGGAGGUGGAGCUGCAGCGGGUACGGGUGUAGCGGCAGGCCAGAGGGCUGAGGAAGCAGAUGGCACAGAGGUCCAGAACAGCGAUGUGUCAGAGGGCCAGACAGAGCCCAGUCCUGGAGGGGGCAGGAGCAGAGCGGGCGGAGGAGAGAGGAGGAAUGGCAGGAUAACCAAACCCUCCCUACUCCCACAGAGCAGCAUGGAAGUGUCCUCAUCUACAUCCACCAACCAGGUGGAGGUCCCUGACACCACCCAGAGCUCCCCAUUGUCAAUCACCAGCGACAUGGCCGACAGCCCUGCUCUCGCCAUCGGGGCUGGCUUGUCACAGAGCACAGCUGUGUUUAUGUCUGAGGUCACCACACUGACUGGGGAUUCGGUUUACUCUGCUGGCCACACCCACCUGCUGGCAUCCACCCAUGAGAGCACCACCGCUGGCAUCCUGUUGGCUGUUGCACCUGAAAACCAGAGGUUUGCGUCGUUUCCUGGCGGUGUGGGCUUAGGGGAGGGAGGAGAGUUGGUCCUAUCCAGCUCCCUAGACUCCAGUGGAGGAGUCAGCCUUCCCGAGACCACCAUGACCUUUGACCCCGAUUGCUUCCUCAAUAACCCCAAGCAGGGCCAGACGUAUGGAGGAGGUGGAGGGAAGGCUGAGGGAUGUAACGGUGAUGAUGGAGGGCUCCACUGCUCCUCCAACGGCUUUGUCUACAACCCAGCCCUUGUCAACAACAUCAAGACAGAACCUGCACCCCUUGAGCCGCCGCUGGCCACGCAGAGCAGCUAUGUAGGAGAAGGGACAGGCCUCAGCCCCAGCACCACCCUGGAGCAGAUGGACUUCAGUGCUGUAAUGUCAUCAGCCUGUGUCCCGAGUCUGACCCAGCCCGCACACCACCCCUCUCCCAGCCUCUUCCUCCAGGCCUCCCCCCAGACGAGCCAGCCCUCUCAGCUGCAGACCAACGGCACUGAGACAACCCAGGAAACAGGCGAGGCCCAGGCUUACAUAGGCCUACCCACGGUGCCAACAGACACUCCGGUCACAAAUGGAGACCUGCACACACACCUCCACCAAGCCAGCCCAGAGCAGCAGGGCCUGUGUGGAAGGAAUGGACAAGGAGCGGGAGUGGGCUCUUUUCCUCUAACACCACAGGAUACGACCCACGACGAGUCAGGCAGCAGGGGACAUCGAGAGGUCGGGGGCUUAGACAAGACGUCUGAGAAUGGAGGGGAGUUGCUUCUCAAGCCUGGGGAUCCUCAUGAGGCCUACACGAGUGUUGACACCGAGCACUACUUGCAACCCACAGAUGACAAUGGAGGAGGAGAGGAGGGCGGAGGAGGUGGUGGAGGAGGAGGAGGAGGAGGGGGAGGGGGAGGGGGAGGUGGAGGAGGAGGGGAAAAUGAGAUUCUCUGUAAUGGUGUAAGCUUGUCAGGGGCCAGCAGUUCAGUGGUGGCCAGUCCUCAGUCAAUAGCUGCUGGUGCAAGCAUCGAGGGGGCGCUCUACAGCUCUCCUCUUCCUCAGCAAGGUGGGGGCGUGUCAGCUACAACAGCUGGGGCAGGAGCCAUCAGUCUGGAAGGCUUUGAGGCUUCCUUUGGGAGCCAGUUCUCUGAUCUCAUCAAUGAUUUCAUCUCAGUUGAGGGGUCUGGAGGUGGGGUAGGGGCCGCUGUGACUGGGGUUCUGAUGCCCCAGGAGGGGGCUGCAGGAGAGGAGCAGGGCACAGGAGCAGGCCACUUGCAGGGCUCCGACGUGGAACAGGGAGCUCUGGGACUGCUCCAAGAGACUGGGAGGCUGUUUGGUGUGACAGACUACUCCCCAGAGUGGUCUUAUCCAGAGGGUGGAGUAAAGGUGCUGAUCACAGGUCCCUGGUUGGAGUCGAGCAGUGAGUACAGCUGUCUCUUUGACCACAUCAGUGUCCCUGCUGCCCUCAUUCAGCCCGGGGUGCUGCGCUGCUACUGCCCAGCCCAUGACACAGGACUGGUGAUGCUGCAGGUAGCUAUGGGUGGUGAGGUCAUCUCUUCCUCUGUGGUGUUUGAAUACAAGGCGCGCGACCUUCCAGCCCUGCCAUCUUCUCAGCACGACUGGCUGUCCCUCGACGAUACCCAGUUCAGGAUGUCCAUCCUGGAGCGUCUGGAGCAGAUGGAACAGAGGAUGGCUGAGAUAACCAAUCAGAACCCCAGCUCAGAAACCAUGGCAACCAAGGGUGGAGGGGUGGAGGGAGGCGGAGCCACUGAUCAGCAGUCUCAAAUUUCUACCGAUCAGGGUUCGUUCGAGGGUCGUGUUGUGGUGGUGUGUGAGAAGAUGAUGUCUCAGCCGUGCUGGGCUUCAUCUAAUCAGCUUGUCCACAGUAAAAACUCCAGAGGAAUGACCUUACUGCAUCUGGCUGCAGCUCAGGGCUAUGCAGGGCUCAUUCAGACACUCAUUCGCUGGCGCACAAAGCAUGCUGACAGCAUUGACCUCGAGCUCGAAGUGGAUCCUCUCAACGUAGACCACUUCUCCUGUACUCCACUGAUGUGGGCCUGUGCUCUCGGCCACACUGAGGCAGCAUUGGUGCUUUACCAGUGGGACCCAAGAGCUCUGGCUAUUCCUGAUUCACUGGGACGCUUGCCGCUCAACAUAGCCCGAUCUCGGGGCCACACUCGAUUGGCUGAGCUCUUGGAGCAGCUGCAACAGACUCCUCAAGCUCAGGGACAGCCCGCUGACACUUGGAUGGACAGGUGGAGAGGCGAGUCACAGACCAGCGGAAUAAGCAACAGCCCUACCCCAAACCCUAACCCAGAGCUGAGGAGAACCAGGACAGAGAGCCAGCCAGAAAACCAGAACCCAAGCUGGAGCCAAACAGGACACAGAGCCCAACAGGGAACCCAGGGAGAACAGGGAGGGCCACCCCCAGCCAAGAGACUCAAACCCAACCCAGACACCCAGCAACAGCUAGCUAACUCAACCCCUGGCAACAACACCCUCACCUCCCUCCUCAACUCGUCUCCCAGUCCUAACCCUCAACGCUCUCUCCUCCCCAACACCCUACAAACUCAACCCUCCAACCUCAGCUGUCAGAACGCACCUCCUGCCAGCUCCAGCCCCAACCGGCCUCAGCUCCCCAGUGCUCCAUUCUCCCACCUGCAGGCCAGGAUAGGGGGGUCUGGAGGGGGCACCAGGUGGAGUCUGAGACAGAGUCUGGGGCAGCGUAGCCUAGCCAGGAGGAUUCUAGGAAAAGAACGACUGGCCAUUCACCUGCGCCAAAGAGUGCUGUCUGACAGGGGAGAGGAGACAGAGCUGCUGACCUAUCAGGAUAACACAGAGGACUUGCAGAUGGACAUUACGAUGCUAGCUGAUCACAUCAUGGAGGCCUCAACUGGUAGGCUUAAGCAGGAGGCUAUGGAGACUGAAACAGACUCCGGGAAGGUGGGGAUCAGCAGUGAUGUCAGGUUACUGUCUGGUUACCUCGGUGAGGUGGAGAGGUUUCUAAACUCCAAGUCCCAGACUCUUAGCCCCAAACCAAACUCUCUCUCAGGGCCUGAGGAUCAGCAGAGUCCUCAGGCUAAGCAAGUCCAACCCUCCCCCUUUGACUGGACCUCCUUCCUCUGUGCAGCUAUGAAAGAGGAGAGGUUGAAAACUGACUCCUGUCUAGCCAUGACUGAGGCAGAGCAGGGGGAGCUGUAUGAGACCAUCAGGCAUGCUCUGCACUCCCUCAGAAAACACAAGGGUCCCAUUCAGGAACAACGCAAAGAGAUUGCAGCAGUGAUUCAACGCUGCUAUAAGAGAUACAAGCAGUAUGCACUUUAUAAGAGGAUGACCCUGGCAGCCAUCCUGAUCCAGAGUCGUUUCCGCAGUUUCCAUGAGCAGAGGAAGUUCCAACAGAGUCGUAGAGCAGCGGUCCUCAUCCAGCAAUACUACCGCUCCUAUAGACACUCCCUUGGCAGCCUCCUCACAAAAAAACAGAGCCAGGCUGCUCGCAAGAUCCUGAGAUUCCUGCUCCGAUGCCGCCACAGGGCCAGAGAGCAGAGAAAGGCCAGGGGUCCUGAGAGCCCUCCGCCAGGCCCCACACACACCCCCCUCAGCCUGUGAGCAAUCUAUAAACCCUCCCUGCCUUCCAUCUUCUCCUUUUUCCUUUCUUCCAUCCUUCCAAAAGCUCCUUCCCUUUUCCAUUACCCAACCCCCUCCUCCUUCCCUUUCCACUCCUCUCCUCCCUCCCUCCUUCUCUCUCACCCUCUCUCCCCUCUUCUCUCAAGAGGGGGAAAAAAAAACUCUUCCCAGACAGACUGAGGACAGGAUAGGUGUCCAUCAUGGCAGCUCAGACAGACAGACUGCUGGGUAGAGCCCAGGGACCUGGCUCUGCCCACAGCACUGAUCCUCCUCCACAGUUUCACUGGGAGGCCAUCACAUUAACCUCAUGGCAUUCUUUGCACUCUUCAUGGGUAUGUUUCUUUGCAAGAGCAAGUCGGCGAGUCAGACGAGAGAACGCGAGGAGGAAGCGCCCGGCGAUGACAUCCGGCAGCGUCAGGACGUGCUGCGGCGACGGUGAACGGCUGGCUCAAGAUAAAAGCUACUUUGACAUGCAGAAGAUAUACAAAACCUUUUUGCGUUUUGUAUCCAAACAGUAAUCCAUGAAAGAAUAAGAAAACAUAAACCAAAAAACUCACUUCUAUGUUGCAUUUGCAUGCAAGGUUUUUUCGCUUAUUCCUCCUCUCCAUCAUCCCGAAGAGCUAUAGUGGCAAAUCAUUCUGCUGAUUCAAUAUCUCACAAUAUCACCAACCACUCUGACUCACAGGCUUAAUAAACCUAUUAAUCAGUCACCCAAUCAAAAGGGGAGGAACUGCACUUGAAUGUAAGAGGGGCAUUGUUAGCUAAGGGUUGGGGUCUGAAUUAACGAUGUCUUAAUUUGUUACAUGGACUUUGUAUGGAGUCGUUCUCAGAGGCAGCACUUUGCUCGCCUGACGUGGUGUGUCCGUGUUUGUUCAAUUCAAUGCAUGUGUUUGAGCUACGAGCUCCUGCAUGCUUGCCAAACUGCUUUAGUGUUGUUUCUUUUGUAUUUCUAUGUGUAGUUGUGUCUCACUUACGUCCUCAUCAACUUAUCCUUGCCCUGUGUAAUGUGAACUGUGUAAGGACAAAUGACUUAUUUUGGGUGCUUUUUUUAAAAAAAAAAAACUUUAUUUAUUUAAGGGUCUAAUUAUUUAUUUAAUUGGCUCAAGAGUGGUUCAGCUUGAGACUGGUUUUCCCCCCUUGUGUGGUAAAAUAUGACAUGUUCCAAUGGUUAAAUGUCUCUGUUAGUUUGUUCUUUGCGUGAACCUCUAAAUCCUAACUGUGGUUUUGAGGAGAGAGUCACAUACCAUUGCCUUGACUUCUUCUUGACUCUGAGAGGUCUCUAUGCUUGCUCUGUACAGGACAUGGGUCCUAUACCUGCCCCUAUACAGGGCAUUGGUCCCCAUAUUAGCCCAUACGGGCGAUCAAAUCCAUAUUUUGGACUAUUGCAUAUUCCUGUAUAUAAACUGACGAGGUAAGGGGAUACGAGGACCCUGAAACUUUUUCAUAAGAGGACUGUAUUUAAGAUUAUAAAUUAUUUUACUCCCAUAAUGAGAACUUAAGACAGAGACCUGGGUACACAGGAUGGCUGUAUUGCUUGUAAAUAAUGUAGAUAUUACAAAUGGAGUAAUGUGCAUGAGAUUUAAGACAAAGAAACGGCAAAAAGAACAUUUUAGUGGCUAUGGACUGUGAGAGGAUUUUAACUGCUUCACUUUAAGAGUAUCCAGUAUAAGUGUUACUGAAAAGAACAUUUUGUUAAAGCAUGCAACUGAAAACUCUAAUGUUAGAAUUAUAAGUGGGAAAAACAAAGUUAGCUGAAACAAUGAUCUUUCAGAACAAAACAUUUACACUUUGUGCUUUUGUUUCUUGGCUAGCAAAAAUUAAACCCUUUUUGCCAGUAGUGCCAAUUAUUAUGAAUGCUAUUUUGCCUAACAAUAUGUUACGUUGGGGAAACCAACACCCAAAAGAUAUCAGUAAGAUCCACAGAGGCAACAUACACACAUACACACACACACACACACACACACACAUACACACACAGACAAUAAACAGUAGAAGAGAUCUAGUAGUAGCUCAACCAUAGACAAGUUCUGAGGUUUGUUAAAUGUAGAUGAUGAUGAUGAUGAUGAUGCAAAAUGAUACUAAUGGUGAUGAAGAUGGUCGUUUUAAUAUGAAUGCAAUGAAUGAUGACCCAAAAUGGGAAGAGGGCGCUACAUUCUUUACAAUGUGGUUGUGCUUCAGCAACAUACUAGCUUUUAUUAUUGAGACCAUUAAUCACACCUACAGCGGAUCCAGCCUGGCCUCCAGUCAAAGCUUUCCAUCUUCAAACAGAAUGUCUCCCCCCCUCCCCCUGCUUUUUACAUAUCAUUUAAUUAUUUUCUUCUUCUCUCCUCAUUGUCACUGCCAUAAUGUACGACGUGUACUUUAGACUUCUGGAAAGCUCUGUUUAGAAAGUGCCUGCUCAAUAACAGAAAAGUGCAAGCUAAUAUCAGGAAAUAUCUAUUGUAUGUCCUCCAAAAAGUUGCCAGUUACCUGUUUAUUUUCCUAAAUUGUGUGUUUUGAAAAAAAAAAAAUGACAGUGUUAAACUUGAUCCGAGUCAAAGUUAGAAGCUCUAAUUUGUCAGUGGUAUGAAUGAAUGCUCAUGGCCUGAUUGAUGCUACGUGUUGCUUUACGAGACAAACCAGUAAUUACAGUAUCACUUUACGCCCCACUUGUGUGUCAGUUUUGCAGUAUUAGAACAAGAGAACUACAGACGUCAGCCUGUGUGUGUGAAAGGCACUGUCACGAGUCUAUUCACCAUCUCAGUGUCGCUGUUGGGAGGAAGUUCUCUUCCAGGGAAUCGCUUUGUCUGUCUUUCCUUAAAAAAACAAGCAGCAUUUAAAACGAAAGCAUAACCCAACAGUUAUACAGAGGACGAAAUAGCUGUCACUUUCUUUCUUUGUCUUUCACUCUGUCACACAGAUGUGCACACACACGUAAACACAUACAUACGCAGUCAUACACAAAUGUACACAAUCAGACACAUAAAAAAAUGACACACUCUUUCUCUCUGUGCUUAUGUCUUUGGGAACAAUUAAAUCUCUCCCUUAGAUUUUACUCAGGGUUGAAGAACAGGGAGAUGGUAUGUGGAGUGUGAUGACCGCCGACACAGAGUUGUACCAAGACUGUGUACAUUUGUGUACGCAUAUGUAUGUGUACAUAUUUGUGUAUGUGAGGGAUACUCCAGUUGUCUACAAAUUUUCAGAUCACGUUCUUGAUUGACGCGCUCCUUCUGAUAGUCUCAUUUUGUGAGGCAGCAAAAUGUGAUGUUUGCUUCAUCCGAGCUGUGUUUGCAUCGCUUUUUCUACAAGAAAAAAAAACUCCAAAUCCUGUAUUUUAUAGGAUUUUGUUUGAAUAUAAACUAAAUUGAAAGCAAGUAAAUAAGGGAUAUUUCUAUUUACAUACUUGUCUUAAACGCACAAGAUUCUUGAUACAGAUAAUUCUUAAAUAAAAAUAGGUAACGGCCACGUAUCACCUUUCUUAAUUAAAAAAAAAAAGAUAUAGUAUAUUAAAAGAGUUACAAUUGGACGAUCUCUAUUAUGUGUGCUUCACGUUUUCUGAAUUUUCAUCACGCUGAGAGACAGCCAUGGUUAGGACGGUGCUGUCAGGAGCAUUCAUGCUGCAGUAUCACUUGAACCUCCUCUUAAACUGCCCCUCCUCUCACAUCAGCACAACUCAAGUCACAAAGAACACCGCUUUGGACUCCUUUAUAUAUGAUAUGCACACAGAGACAGAUAUACACACACUCCCAACAUCCAAACGCUUGCGCUUGUCAACGCACACAAAUCUAGAAACACAGAUUGCAGAUGAUCCAUCAAUAUGUUCAUGUUUUUGGAGAGGACCGUGACUGUAAAAAGAGUAUAUAGAGUAGAAAAAAGUUAAAAUAAAAUAAAAAAAACUAAAUAAAGACAUAUUGCCAUAGUAGACAGCUGGUAGACAUGCGCAGAGACGGCCUCUGUUCUUAUAAGUCCGCCUAGAAAUGAAUGGUAUAACCUUUCAGGCCUUGUUUUGAGAGGGCGUGGCCAAACACCACAUUGCAUGCUAGAAUGGUAGACCCUUAUAGAUAAUCUAUGGCUAGACCUCUCCUUGCCUUCCUCUUCUUUCACCCUGUCUUCCCUCUCUCUCUCUUUCUCUCUCAUUCCUGCUGUAUUCCCACCUUGCCUGCCGUUGUGUUCUCCAUGCCUAUCUCAGUCUUUCAUUCCUCUUUUCUUUUUUUGUAGCCUAGUUUUUACUUUGUUUUACAAACGUGCAUGCACAAGCAUCACUAAAUUGUUGGUGUUUUUAAAAAGAAUAUUUUGUUGCUGAGGCCAUGCAAAGUGUUUUGAAUAUUGCCCUUAUAUGUGGAAAAUGUCUUCUGAAUGCUUUACAUAAUUUCUGCUGUAAAAUGAAAUCAGAAUAAAAAG
Epinephelus moara (kelp grouper) is the source of this 9224-nucleotide messenger RNA. RefSeq names its product calmodulin-binding transcription activator 1-like. NCBI's taxonomy places the organism in Eukaryota, Metazoa, Chordata, Actinopteri, Perciformes, Serranidae. The transcript is spliced from 21 exons. Gene Ontology annotation, molecular function: transcription coregulator activity; double-stranded DNA binding; protein binding. The record is from RefSeq and is a predicted model, not a curated record. Gene Ontology annotation, cellular component: nucleus. Bases 39 to 4826 code for a protein of 1595 amino acids. Gene Ontology annotation, biological process: regulation of transcription by RNA polymerase II.